AUGGCUACAGCCUCUAUCGAGAUUCCUUUUCUCGCUUCGCACUACGGUAUCACCGAAGACACAUUGACCACAAUUUCGCAAGCUCCGACAGUUGCUCUUGUGAAUCAGUUGUUGGAAAGUAUCACGGUCAAGGCUCGUGAAUCCGAUGAGCUGAAAUCCGAUAAGCUCCGCCUCGAAGUCGAGUUGGAGAAUGCAGUCCGUGCCAGCGAGUCAAAGAUCAAGGUGUUGAAGAACUCUGUUGAGAAGGGGUUGAACGAAACGGCUACCCUGCGCACCCGCCUUCAGGAGUCUGAAAAUGGUAGAUCGACCCUCGAAUCCGAGAUCACGGCUCUCAAGUCGUCCACUACCUCGAAUGAGUCCGAAGUCAACGGUUUAAAAUCGCGUAUAUCAUCUCUCGAGAGUUCGAACCGUGAUACCUUGGCUCUUCUCGAGUCCAAGACUACUGCCUACGAUAAACUGUCUGAAGAACUUACCACUACUCAUCAAAAGACCGUUGAACUCCGACGUCAACUUUCUACUGCCGAACAGAACCUCCAGUCAGCAAACUCUUCAUCCACGAGUUCCCGCUUCCGAGAACAGAGUCUUCAGCAGGAACUUGAGUUGACCAAGAAGAAUAACGAAUAUUUCGAGGCCGAGCUCAAGGCUAAAUCGGCUGAGUACCUCAAGUUCCGUAAAGAGAAGAACGCCAGAGUUGCCGAACUUCAACGAGAAAUGGAGGAAGCUAGCUCAACGAUUGAUCAACUUCGCCGCAGCGAGAAUGCCUUGAAGAGCCGGUUAGAUGAUAUUGAGCACAAGUACGAGGAGUCAAUUGCUGCUAUGCAGUCGCUCAGGGAGGAUGCUACUUCGACUUCUGAGGCACUCCGGAUUGAACUUGAGAGCGCCAACCGCUUGGCCGAACUUCAGGGUAAUGCAGCAGCAACCGCUAAACAACGUGUACAAGAGUGCCAGAUUGCACUGGAGAAGGCACGUGAUGAUGCUGCUGAGGAAAUUGCGAGGCUCCGCGCUGAAAUCGAGACCGAACACUCUGAUAAGGAGACUGCCGAACGCAAGGUUGCCGAGCUAGAAGCCAAGUUGAACCAAGCAGAGACACAAGCACCAUUCAGCCCUGGUCCAAUGAACGGAGGACCAUCAACACCAAUCCGCGCAUCGACACCCAUAGGCACAUUCUCUCCGCGUACAUCCAGAGGUCGCGGCGGUUUGACUUUGACGCAAUUAUACACCGAAUAUGAUCGAGUCCGAAGUCAGCUUGUAGCUGAGCAACGCAACAAUGCCGAGCUAAAAGCUACUCUCGAUGAGAUGGUUCAGGAUCUAGAGUCUAGCAAGCCCGAAAUCGACGAAUUGCGUGCAGAUCAUGCAAGGCUUGAGAAUGCAGUCGUGGAAAUGUCAGAGGUCCUCGAGACUUCUGGGAAGGAACGCGAUGAAGCGACACGUGAGGCGAGGAAGUGGCGCGGCCAAGUUGAGGGUCUUGCCAGAGAAACUGAAAUUUUACGACAGCAACUUCGCGAUCUCAGCGCUCAGGUUAAGGUUUUGGUACUCGAAGUUGCUCUCGCCAAGGAGGACCAGGAAUACGAUCGAGAUGAUUUGGAAAAGCUCGCUCGUAAUGAGAUUGAAGAAUCUAUGGCUUCGCUUAAUGCUACAGGUCGCUUUAUCACUCAGAAUUUGACUACUUUCAAGGACCUUGGUGAGCUACAAGAGCAGAAUGUCACAUUGCGCCGCAUGCUUCGAGAACUGGGCGACCGGAUGGAGAGCCAAGAAGCCCGAGAAAGAGAGUCAGCUUACCUACAAGAUCAGGAGGAAUUGAAGGAAUUGCGCAUCCGGGUACAGACGUACCGAGACGAGAUCAUGAAUCUUACUGCGCAAACUAAGAGCUAUGUUAAGGAGCGGGAUACGUUCCGUAGCAUGCUCAUGCGCAGAGGUCAAGGUGGCGGUGAGAGUUCCAUCUUCUCACAGUCGGUUCCUCUUGGUUCCGCACCCCCCACGAUACCACAGCAAACCGCCGAUGGUACUGAUUAUGCAGACUUGCUCCGCAAAGUCCAAGCUCAUUUCGAUACGUUCCGUCAAGAAACAGCAACAGAUCAUUCUGCACUCAAACAGCAAGUGAACGACCUGUCUCGCAAGAACAGCGAACUUAUGAACGAGGCUAGCCGAUUGAAUAGUCAAUUGGGCGCAGCAGCACAGCGAGCCGAGUUGCUGCAGAACAACUUCAACCUGCUCAAGAACGAAAACGUGGAAAUCCAGAAACGUUAUUCGAACUUGCUCGAAAAUGUCAACCGUCAAGAUAUCAAAACUCAGCAAGCUGCCGAGGAUCUGGUUGCUGCUAAAGGAAUGUGUGAUAGUCUACAACGUGAAAACGCCAACCUCAAGGCAGAGAAGGAUUUGUGGAAAAAUAUCGAAAAGCGACUCAUCGACGAUAACGAGUCUCUCAGGAAUGAACGCGGCAGGCUAGAUUCUCUGAAUACUAACCUACAAAACAUACUCAACGAACGCGAACACACCGAUGCCGAGAGCCGUCGCCGUCUCCAGCACAACGUUGAAUCUUUAGAGUCAGAGUUGCAAUCCACCAAACGGAAGUUGAAUGAUGAGGUUGAGGACGCCAAGCGCGCAGCUUUGCGUCGCGAAUACGAACACGAACAGUCCCAAAAGCGCAUCGAUGAUCUGGUCACAAGUCUUAGCUCUGUUCGCGAGGAAUUGAUUGCUGUCAAGACGACGCGCGACCAUUUGCAGACAAAGGUCGACGAACUCAGUGUCGAACUGAAGAGUGCUGAAGAAAAGCUCCAAGUACUGCAAACCAAGCCCGGUGCGGCUCCUGGUUCUACCACAGCGACGGCAGAAACUGAGCAGGCCCCUACUAGCGGUCUCACACGGGAACAAGAGUUGGCAAUCGAAGUGUCAGAGCUGAAGCGAGAUCUUGAGUUAGCUAGAACGGAUUUGGAACAUGCAAGGGAGCAAGUGGAGGAUUACAAGGCAAUCAGUCAGGCCACGGAGGAGCGUCUACAGUCGGUGACUGACACACAAGAGCAAUACCGUGAGGAGACUGAACAACUGGUGGAGGAGAAGGAUAGAAUGAUUCAAGAACUUGAGAAGCGCGUUGAAGAAAUCUCAUCCGAGCUUACGACAACCAACAAUGAGCUGUCCAAGUUGCGCGAUGAGCAGAGCGAGGUCUCACGACGAGUUGAGGACCAAAAGACAACCUAUGAAGCUGAAAUUUCACGACUCAGGGAUGAAGCUGAACGACAGCUUGAGAAUGCAAGGACGUAUGAGCAGAGUGUGCAGGCACAAGCUGAAAUUGCUCAGCAAGCUCAGCAGAACUAUGAAAGCGAGCUUGUUAAGCACGCCGAAGCUGCCAAGCUCCUGCAAACGGUCCGCUCCGAAGCGAACCAACUACGCCUGGAUAUUGUCGAUGUCAAAACUCAAGCAGAGAACGCCAAGAAAGACCUGGCCCAGAAGAAAGAGAGCUGGAGUGAACAGAAGGAUCGUUUUGAGAGAGAAGUUUCGGAUCUUCAGAAACGCCGGGAGGAAGUGCUACAUCAGAAUACUCUUCUACACAACCAAUUAGAGAACAUCACAAAACAGAUCACAGCUCUGCAAAGAGACCGUGCGAACAUUGUUGCGGAAGAGGAAGAAUCUGAGGGCACGAGUUCUAGUCUUGAGUCACUUCAAGAGGUUAUCAAAUAUCUGCGACGAGAAAAGGAGAUUGUUGAUGUUCAAUAUCACUUGUCUACUCAGGAAAGCAAGCGCCUGCGUCAACAGCUGGACUACACGCAAUCUCAACUGGAUGACACACGGCUCAAGUUGGAACAGCAACGUCGUGCUACGCUUGACAGUGAUCAUCAAAGCCUCAGCCAUAACAAGCUUGUUGAGACCUUGAAUGAACUCAAUGUGUUCCGCGAGAGCAGCGUUACACUACGCAACCAGGCUAGACAAGCAGAGGCAGCUCUCGCAGAAAAAUCGGCCCGUGUUGAUGAGCUUGUUCAACAAAUCGAACCUCUUCAGAACAAGAUCCGAGAACUAGAGAACCUUGUCGAAACUAAGGACGAAGAGAUGAAGCUCAUUCAUGCCGACCGUGAUCGCUGGCAACAACGCACAGAAAAUAUCUUGCAAAAGUAUGAUCGUGUCGAUCCCACAGAAAUGGAGAAUCUCAAAGAGAAGCUCUUAACCUUGGAGAACGAGCGCGACGAGGCUAUUGCUGCACGCGAUACAUUGCAACAACAAGUCGACGGCUUCCCAGAGCAACUUGCAAAGACGGCGGAAGACAGCAAGGCGGAGCUGCGUAGCAAACUAACUGAACAGUUUGUGAAGCGGUCAAAGGAACUCAGCGGGCGUAUCAAUGCCAAGCAAUCUGAAUUGAAUGCGGUUCAACAAGAAAAGGAGGUUAUUCAGCAGGAACUCACCAAAGCUCAGGAAGCACUCAACCAGCUCAAAUCGAAACCAGUCGAGCAACAAACUACGCCAAUGGAAGUCGAGGCCGCAACUGUCACUCCAGCCGUGCCCCAGCUUGCGCCUUCUGCUACUCCAGGAGGCGACGAGGAGAAGAUCAAAGCACUGGAAGAAAAGGUUGCUCGUUUGGAGGCUGCUUUGGCCGAAAAGGAAGCCCAGUUCGACGCCAAGCUCAAGGAACGAUCCGACAAGAUGAAGGAAGCAUACAACAACAAGGUAGCAGAGCUUCGCAAAAACCACCAGCAAGAAUUGGAGAAUGUCAAAGCACAGCAGCAAGCGACUACCGAAACCGGCCAACCUACAGAACUCACGAUGCCUCGUACUCCUGCAAAGGGCGAUUCUGGAGAGUUGCCUGAACUUACAGACAGCCAAGCCAAGGAUCUUGUGGCUAAGAAUGAAACAAUCAAAGAUAUCAUCAAGCGCAACAUUCAAAACCAAGUUAACAAAGUUAAGGUACAAUUGCAACAAGAAGCUCGGGCCCAUGCCGCGGUUGCUGGUCCUAGUCCCGAGGCUGCCGCUGAGCUUGAGACUAAGCUUGCAGAAGAGCGAGAGCGUCUCAAGAAGGCGUCCGAUGAGGCCAUUGAGGAGAAGGUCAAAUCAGCUAUUGAGUUGAACGACAAGAAAAUUGCUGUCAAGAUCAGUAUGCUCGAGUCGCGUGCUAAGACAGCUACAGCGAAACUCCAGGUUGUGCAGAAGGCAGCUACGGAAACUCCAGAAAAGCCAGUUCGCGAGGUCUGGGAGGUUGCCAAAGACGCAAAAGCGCCACCUGCUACCCCGGCAACUCCAGCAAAGCCUGCUCCGGCGCCAACCCAGACACCUGUUUCGACACCUGCCGCUGUCACUAAUAACGUCGCUCCGGCGGCCGCUGCUACUCCAGCUCCGGUCCCAGCUCCCGCUGCUGCUCCUGCGGCCGCACAACCUCCAGCUCAGCAACAACAGGCCGAGAAUCCCUUCGCAGCAAUCAAAAAUCAACAGGCUCCUCAAACUCAGCCACAGAAUGUUUCAAGCCCUUUUGCAGUCAUCAAGGAUGGCCGAAAUCAACCAGCUCAGCCCAAUCAACAAGCUUCUAUUCCUCCAAAACUACCAGCAGGCGCGGUUGGUAACCAUCCCGGAUCUGGACCCGCAGCAUUACGGGCUCUACAGUCUGGACUCCCGAUUGCACGGGGACGAGGCGGCGGACGCGGAGGUGGCACGGCUCAUCAAACAACAGAACAGCAGCAUCAACAAGGCCAACCAAGCCAGCGUGGUACUGGUAUCCAACGAGGACGAGGACGUGGCCGUGGUGGUCAACAUGUUCAGUCCAAUGGACCUCAGAACGCGGGUCAGAUUCAGGAAAGUCCUGGUGGCAACAGAGGCGCACUAAAUGCUGGAGCACGGCAAUUCAUUCCUCAGGGCAACAAACGCCCGCGUGAAGAUGGUGGCGAGACAACCAGUGGUGAUGCCGGCGGUGCAGGAAAGAGAAUCAGAGGCGGCGGACAAAACCGGGGAUCGUGA
Messenger RNA from Talaromyces marneffei, 5931 nucleotides. RefSeq lists its product as uncharacterized. Gene Ontology annotation, biological process: protein import into nucleus; mRNA export from nucleus. Gene Ontology annotation, molecular function: structural constituent of nuclear pore. Bases 1 to 5931 code for a protein of 1976 amino acids. The record is from RefSeq and is a predicted model, not a curated record. Gene Ontology annotation, cellular component: nuclear pore. Lineage: Eukaryota; Fungi; Ascomycota; Eurotiomycetes; Eurotiales; Trichocomaceae. The transcript is spliced from 2 exons.